Heterobilharzia americana is the source of this 2174-nucleotide messenger RNA. Lineage: Eukaryota; Metazoa; Platyhelminthes; Trematoda; Strigeidida; Schistosomatidae. The record is from the annotation of a GenBank genome assembly.
AUGAGGCAUAAAUUAAAUGUAACACAUUGGAAAAUUUGUUUAAUAUUUUAUACACUACUUAUUAUCUAUAUGAUCAACUGUUCAACUAUACCUAAAAACACAGAGUCAAAUACUCAAGCAUAUAUCAGAAAUGGGAUAGAUGGCAGUAAAAUGGAGAUUGUCUGUAUCCUAGAUCAUAAUAUCUAUUGUAAAGAGCAUCAAGUAGGAUUUAUAUUUAAUGACGGUUGCCGUCAAUGUAUUUGUAAAGUGGAUGGAGCAUACUGCAAAACUAAAACAUGUGUUGAAUAUCAGAAAACUGAUGAAAAUCCUGAGGAAUAUUGCAGUAAAGUAGUUAGUGAGAAUGAAAAUAAUGCUACAAGACCUAAUUUUGAUGAGAAGGUAUUGCUAGAAGCUGAUUCUUACGAACAUAAACCAGGGAAUAAAACAGCUGAUGACAUUCAGUUGAAUGAUGAAAAGGAAGAGAAGGGGAAGAAGAUGAUCAGUGCCUCUUCACUGACAUUUGGAAGUUUUGAAGAUGCCUUUAGAAUGAUUCCUGAAGCAAUAGCUGGCGCUAUGGAAGAGGAGAAAGCUGCUGAAGCAAGCAACCAGUCACGAAACUCAACUCUUAAUCUUCAAGAUAAGAGGAAUGGAGGUGACAGUGAAGAAAAUAGUAAUCCUGCUUUACGUUUUCAAAGUGAAGGAGACCGUAUUAACUCAAUGCUCCCUGAUUCUUUCUCUAGUUUAUUUGACCCUGAAGUAGAUGAUAAUGGUGAAGAAAGUGAGGGAAGGGCAAAUAAUACUGAAUCUGGUGAGUUAUUUGAUAUAUUAGAAGAGGAUGCUCGAUCAGAUGCCACUCCUUCAAAUGAGACAACUCAAAGUAUCCCUACAGACAAUAUGUCGAAACGUCUGAAUACCACUAUGCCACCACAACACAAUGAAGAAAGAAAAGUGAAUCAGGAAGAUGCGUCAUCUGCCAAGAUCUAUAAGAAUGGAAAUGAAACCAGUGGAAAUGACCUUGAUGAUACAGUUGACGUUCAUCUGUAUCAUGAUUCUGACUCUGAUGUUCAACCAAUAAUAAAGAACAAAGUCGUAUCUCUUACAGAUACAGAAGAUAAGAGUAAUACAAGUCGGUCAAAACGAGACCUUAAUAACUCAAAAAACAACACCACACACGAAUCGAAAGCUACAGAAGAUUCAGAGAAGAGCGAUGAAGAAAAAAUGGUGAAAAAUGUUAAACCAUUAAUGAAUGAGCUAAACGAUGCAAUAGACAUAGGAAAUAUUGAUUCAGUGGUGAAUUUUGCUGAAGGUAUUGUCGACAACAAAUUAUCAAAAGUAGUAAUGGACAAUGGAGAUGAAAAGAACACCGCGAUGGACAAUAAUAAUAAUAAUAAUAAUAAUAAUAAUAAUAAUAAUAAUAAUAGUAAUAAUAGUGGUAAUAAUGCUACAAAAAGUCAACACAAUAAAAGCAAAAGGUCACUAGAAGAAACUUCAUUGGUGAAUGGUGGAAAAGUUCAGUCGUCAGGUGGUAAUAGUACUCAAAACUCAACUUCAAGAAAGGGGAACGAUUCGUCUAAAUCAUCUAGUAUAAAUAACUCAAAUGGUAAUUCAGGAAAACAUAGUGAAUCUAGUGAUUGGAUAUCCCGAGAAAUUACGGUUCAAAGUAGAACAAUCAAAUUUCCUAAUAAGGAAGCAAUGAAACAAAUGCAUGAAAUGUUUCCUAAUCAAGGUAUGCCAGUUCUUGAGGUUCAACAAAGAGAUACACACAGUUUUGAAGAUUCACUAACUGGUCAGCAUGAACCUAUGAAAAAUCCUCUUAAACCGGUAUCUUUCAACAGUGGUGAAACUGGAGUUGCAGUUACAGUUGAAGGUAAAGGUGAUAGUGAUUAUAAUGAACAAGUGUUAUAUAAACUCGAUAAUAUGAUGCGAAAGUUAAUUGACUUAAAGCAUUGUAUAGAAACAAUAAAAAAAUCAUGUAAACCACACAAAAAACAACACAGAAAAAAGAAACAUAAUAAACAUCAAAAAUCACUGAAAUCAAAACAUCUUGGUCCCUUAAAGCAACAUAAAUCGAAUGAAUUCAAAAGAAAUAUACUUUCACAUUAAUCUUCUCAUUAUUUCUAACAUUGUAUAAUGAAUGUACUUAAUUUACUAGAUACCAAUUUGAUUAAUAUGAAUAAUUAGAGACUGGUAUUCUA